AUCCCUGUCACGUGGUGGGGCACGUGACGUCACGCUGUUGUAACGUCUAAGCCGGUCCGAGCUCCACACCUGAUGUUGGGUCGCCGGUGAAGCUCGCUGCGGGAAGGCGGGAGCUGCCACCUGCACUGGGGUCAGAGCCAUGUGGAGGAAUUGUGUUAGGUUGGCAAGGGGGCUUGGUUGCGGUGCAUUCCUCCGUCCGGAUCCAAAGGUGUCACGCUGCGGUGUCGUUCGAGGGUUAAGCCCAGCUGCCCCAUGCAGUCCGCUCUGGAACUCAGUGACCUGGCUCUCUCAGGCCAGAGAGUUGAAGGAUUAUGCCCUCCCCAACUCCAGCUGGAGCCAGGGCAUGAUGGAUUUGUAUAGCAGGUUCCUGGAGAUGUGUAAAGAUGGGACAUGGAAAAGGAUUCCUUCCUACAGCAAUAGUGUUGAUCAUUUACCAGAAUCGCUGAAGCUGACGUCUGAGAAGGAGCGGAAGGAAACCCGCCUCUUCCCCAGAAACAUGGAUACGGAAGGAGUGGGCUUCGAAUAUGCCAUGUUCCUUAACACGUCUGAGAAAAGGAUGGUGUGUCUGUUCCAGCCGGGCCCCUAUCUGGAAGGGCCUCCGGGGUUUGCCCACGGGGGCUCCACUGCAACGAUCAUUGAUAGCACGAUUGGGGGCUGUGCUAUAUUUGUCGCUGGCAAGGUGAUGACGGCUAACCUCAGUAUAAACUACAGGAACCCCAUUCCGCUGGGCUCGGUGGUCUUGGUGGACAGCAGAGUGGACCAAGUCGAGGGAAGGAAAGUGUUUCUGUCCUGCCAAGUCAGGAGCAUCGAUGGCCAAACGCUUCACGCAGAGGCGACCGCCCUGUUUAUCCGGGUGGAUUCCACAAAGUCCCUGCAGCAGCAGAUGAGCUCCCAGUGAGUCGUCUUGGCCUGUCAGACGACCAGGCUGCAGCCGAGCCCACUACGGCCUCUGCUUCUCUCCGGUCGCUAAUUCCCUGCUCUGAUCUCUCCUGCUCUGAAGAGAGAGCUCUGCCCCGGACUUCUCCUGAGUAACAGUGCCGUGGUGCAGAUUCUUCUGCAUUCAUCGACUCUCUGGAGGCCACCUCUGCCCAUUGGGCUCUACUACAGCUGUUGUGUCAUCCCACCUUCAGCUGGCCGGUCAGUUUCUGAUUAACCUCCGAAAAUGAAGAUCCCAUUCGUUGCCUGCUGUACAGGGAACUGCUGCUGGGAGUUGGUGCCGUCUAUGGACUUCAGAGGCUGUGAGCAUGUUAUUGUGUGUUACAACUUCAGAUGUUUUAUCAAAGGACAAAUGCGAUUAACCCUUGGCCAGCCACUUACUGCACUACAAGCCUGUAGAUUCUCUCCUCUCCUUCGGAUGUCUCUUACUGCUGUUUCCAUUUUGUCUGCCAGCCCUCUUGUCUGCUGAGGAAACUUGCGUGCUAUCUUGUGAUCCAGCAUGCUGUCUAUCCUUCACAGCGUACGCGAUUUACAUGCCUCGGGAUGGGUAAUGGGUUUUAAAACCUUACACGCUAGUUCACCAGUUCAGGUCUAGUUCUACCAGACAGGGUGAUCCAGACCCAGGUUGUAUCUUCUCCUCCUGGCUGUGACCCAUUCUCCUUUAACAUGGAGAAGUGGGGAGGAGGGGGAAAUUUGGCUUCCAUGCCUAAAAGAAGGAAACAUAGGACAUAAUUUGUCCCGGUCAUUGGAAAUUAGUGAACAGAUCCGUUAGUGACACGCGAGCCAGAAGAGAAAACAGCUCCUGCUCUCGUAAGCUCUGCAGAGCCAAUGCAGGAACGAAAAAGUAGAUCCGAGUCCGAUUAUGGGAUAGAUCUAUGGAAUUGGAAGGCACCGUCAUGCAAGAGUCACCGCCAAGCUUUGCAGAGACAUUUUUAGGGCUGGUUGAAAAUUUUCAGUCAAAACCUUUUUCUUUUUCGUGGAAAAUCGGGCCUUUGAUCAAAUGAAACGUCGGCAAAAUGCCUCUGCUUUCCACGGCAGACGUGCGUGUUUUCCAUCAGAAAACGGAACACGGGACUGGAAAUGAUUUUGAUUCUGAAAUGCUGCUGUGGUUCAAGUGCCUCUCGCUCCUAUUCUGUGUGGGCCGGGAUCCCUGGCCAGGUUAUGUCUUCCAUAAUGCAGCGCAGCCAGGCAGCUGUCCUGAAGUGGGGCCUGCCUCACCAGGAGGCACCGCAGCAGCAUUUCACAAUCACGCUAUUUGGGUAGCAGCAGAUUUUAGUCAGACUAACCCUCUUUCCUCUUCAACCACUUCGUUCUCCAGGGCCCCGAUCUUGCAGGGAGCAGAUCUCGGAGCACCAAGUUUGCUGCUGAUUUGUGACCUUAACUAUCAAUAGCCAGCACGCGGCCUUCUUUCCUUUGGGAGUGAGCUGUCCCGGGGAGGGAGAGGAGAAAGGGGUGGGGGCGAACUCUUGGCUUCCCUUCCGAACUCUGCCACCGCCUCAAGCGGUCAUGGGAAAGUCACUUACCCUCUGUGUGCCUUGGUUUCCCCACCUAUAAAAUAAGGGUCGAUGAAACUUGCCUGUCCUGGGAGGAGAAGAGUGAGGGUUAAUUCAGCUUUGUCAAGCACUAGAAGGGCUAAUUAUUUAUAGUAGAUCUCUAGUUGCGUCUGGGAUAUCAGGCAAAGAAAAUGUUAAUGGAGGCAAAGGAAGUAAUAUAUACACUUGUUUAUUUAUUUUUGUAGUUAACUCACUGCAGUCUUGCUACAUUAGCGAGAACAGCAGGUUUUGCAGAAGCCCCCUGAGGAGUUUGCCUGUAGCUACCCUUAAAGCUAAUCUUGACUGGGAUUUGAAUUUGCUCACUAAAGAGUAGCAGUGCCAGUGGCCGCCACAGAAAGUUUGUGUUCCUGAGAUCCAGGGAUUUACACACCUUGCCAUGAAGGGGCAGGCUUUCAGGACAACUUUAAAUCCUCAGUGGAAAGGGUUUGUUUGUCUUUUAAACAUCUCACCUUGUGCGAAAUCUAACCUCACCAGUAUUGUCCUGGUAGCGUCGCUUCUCCCAUCCUGCAGCUGCUCCGCUUCUGCAACUAGACAGAGCUAAUCGGCUGUAGGGUCUCAUCCCGGAACCGAGUGAGGGAGCAGUUUCUGUUCCUCGGUCCAAGUAGAUCAAAGAACUCCCAUAUGCUGGGAUGGGGCCUAUGUAUUUUAAGUUAUGUAAAUGAAUCUAUAAAUGAGCAUUCAUUGCCAGUAACUAACAUGUUCUGUGGCGUCACAGUGUGAACCAACAGCGGGAGAACUACCCACAGCUGGCACCAGGGAAGUAUUCGUGUAGAUUGGGCUCUGGCAUCUCUGCCAUGGUGCUGUCUAUCCCUGCUCAGUCUAGACACCAGCCUGGUUUAACACUGCCUGCACCCGAGCUGUGUCCACGCUCCUGCAAUUACUACACUGAUGGUUGGAGAAUGCUUCGAAAAAUUCUCACCAUAGACAGCCUAGUGCAAAGUGCUCCAUAGGAGAAGCAGAGCAUGAAACUGACCAGGCUAGUUCCACCUUCAGAACUGCUUGAAGAACAAAAAUAAACACAGGGCAGCAAUGCGGCAAAUCGGAUCAGGUCAUGAAACUGGAAUAAUUGUUAGGCUCUCAGCCAGUGCCAAGAAUGCUGGUAAGGGAAUCUCUCACAACGGCUGGUAGAAUUAAAGGCAUUAGAGCCUCAAUCAGGGGGCUGUGAUGUGAAUUGACUCUUUGUUCUUCACCCAGUGCGCAGGGUUUAAAAACUUGAAAUCAUCUCUCUCAAAUAUCCUGGUGCCUGGGGGGGGAGUUGGUCUUGGUUUUGAGUUGGAUUGUUAUCUUGUUUGUCACUGUUUGGAGCAUCUCCAUCUGAAGGGGAGGGUUUCUGCAAUCUAAAAGGGGCAUGCCUAGCAAGGAUUAAAGAUGUUUAUUUUAGAACAGA
Chrysemys picta bellii (western painted turtle) is the source of this 3876-nucleotide messenger RNA. RefSeq names its product acyl-coenzyme A thioesterase THEM4. The record is from RefSeq and is a predicted model, not a curated record. NCBI's taxonomy places the organism in Eukaryota, Metazoa, Chordata, Testudines, Emydidae.